AUGGCCCCACACCUGCAGCUCUGCUGCUCCCAGAAAGCCGGGGGCCUAAACGCGCAGAGCCUUUUGCUGCUGCUGCGCUGCGCAGCAGCGCCUGCUGCCGACGACACGGAACACCAGCAGCAGCAGCAGCAGCAGCAGCAGGCUGGGCAGGGUGCAGCAGCAACUGAAGCAGAAAAUGCAGCAGAAUGGCGCAGCACGGCAAAAGCAGCAGGGCAGCAGCAGCACAGACCCUGCAGCAGCUCGAGCACCAGCGGUUACACCAGCGAGCGGCAACGUCUCUACUUCAGCAGCAGCAGCAGCAGCAGCAGCAGCAGCAGCGGCAGCAGCAGCUGA
This is a messenger RNA of Eimeria tenella, 333 nucleotides long. RefSeq lists its product as uncharacterized. Bases 1 to 333 code for a protein of 110 amino acids. The transcript has a single exon. Lineage: Eukaryota; Apicomplexa; Conoidasida; Eucoccidiorida; Eimeriidae. The record is from RefSeq and is a predicted model, not a curated record.